Messenger RNA from Fusarium venenatum, 357 nucleotides. The record is from RefSeq and is a predicted model, not a curated record. NCBI's taxonomy places the organism in Eukaryota, Fungi, Ascomycota, Sordariomycetes, Hypocreales, Nectriaceae.
AUGGGCUACGGCACUCUUGACAACGGCGACUGGCUCAUGGUCGGCAUGAGCAUCUUCAGCAAAGAUCGCUCCGUUGAGCUCCGUAUGCAAGACGACGGUAAGCUCGCCAUUUACUACAACAAUCGCUGCGCUUGGCAGAGCACCGACCAGCAGGUCGGCAACGCAAAGGGUGCCGUUAUGCAAGGUGACGGUAAUUUCUGUAUCUAUGACAAGAAUGGUAAAUCCACUUGGCAUACCAACACUGCUGCCCUAAGCGGCGACAACAAGACAUUCGUUGCUGUCCAGGAUGAUGGAAACCUCGUUUUGUACAAGAACGGUGGCGCUACUUCAAUCUGGUCGUCCAAGAGCAACAAGUAA